This is a messenger RNA of Nothoprocta perdicaria, 1346 nucleotides long. It is a transcript of the gene GOLPH3L, whose product is annotated as golgi phosphoprotein 3 like. The transcript has 5 exons. Gene Ontology annotation, biological process: retrograde vesicle-mediated transport, Golgi to endoplasmic reticulum; Golgi organization; Golgi to plasma membrane protein transport. The record is from RefSeq and is a predicted model, not a curated record. Gene Ontology annotation, molecular function: phosphatidylinositol-4-phosphate binding. Gene Ontology annotation, cellular component: Golgi cisterna; cytosol; trans-Golgi network. Lineage: Eukaryota; Metazoa; Chordata; Aves; Tinamiformes; Tinamidae. The coding region runs from base 206 to 1051 and encodes 281 amino acids.
AUGGCAGGGAUUUCAUUCCUGAGCGCUGUCAUUGCGUAGCCUUGAGCUCGACCAGCUUUAGCAGUCUGAUUUUAAUGAGAUUUUCUUUGUGUCUAUUUACAAAUGUCGUUAUUCAGUUUUGCAGCCAAGGGCUCCCCUUUCUCUGCCUCCAGCCAUCGACCUUGGACAAAGCCUCCUGCCGAGCCCAGCCCUUGUCCAGGCCACCAUGACGACACUAACGCACCGAGGACGAGCGAGGAUCUCGGAUAGGAGGCUCGGGGACCAGGAGGAUGUGGCCGCAGAUAGGGACCUGAGCGACGAAGACACUGAUGACUCCAAGGAGGUGCGGCUCACGCUCAUGGAGGAGGUGCUGCUGCUGGGGCUGAAGGACAAGGAGGGCUACACAUCUUUCUGGAAUGACUGCAUCUCCUCUGGCCUGCGGGGUGGUAUCCUCAUUGAGCUGGCGCUGCGUGGCCGCAUCCAGCUGGAGCCUCUCACCAUGAGGAAGAAGAGGCUGCUGGACAGGAAGGUGCUCCUGAAGUCAGAUGCUCCGACUGGGGAUGUCCUGCUGGAUGAGACCCUGAGGCACAUCAAGGUUACAGAGCCUGCUGAGACGGUGCAGACCUGGAUCGAGCUGCUCACCGGGGAGACCUGGAACCCUUUCAAGCUGCAGUACCAGCUGCGCAACGUGCGGGAGCGCGUGGCCAAGAGCCUCGUGGAGAAGGGCAUUCUCACCACGGAGAAGCAGAACUUCUUGCUCUUCGAUAUGACCACGCAUCCUGUGAGCAACGCGAGUGAGAAGCAGCGGCUGGUGCGGAAGCUGCAGGAGAGUGUCCUGGAGCGCUGGGUGCGGGAGCCGCAGCGCAUGGAGCGCCGCACGCUGGCGCUCCUGGUUCUUGCACACUCCUCGGACGUCCUUGAGGGCGUUUUUGGCGGCCUGGCUGACGAGCGCUACGACUUGGCCAUGAACAGGUCCAAGGACCUCCUGGAACUGGACCCGGAGCUAGAAGCUACCAAAGCCAAAGGCACUGAGAUGAUCUGGGCUGUCCUGGCUGCCUUCAAUAAGUCGUAAAUUGUCCCCCAAAUCCUUCAACCUGGAUGGAGCUUCCCCCUCUUGACACGAGGCCAGGAAUGUUUGGGUGAAUGGACAGACAGGCAGGAAUAUUUGGGCACAUAACUUCCUGAACCACCUCCUGAACUUUGGGAUAGCUCCAACAUAAGGGCGACUGAGACCCAGAGCACUGCAGGUUCUGGCCUCGGGGCACCGUGGGUGUCCGUAACACUGUCCUGGAGCCAGAAAUUUCUGGGAAUUUCCCUUCCAUGCGGAUGCUGCAGGUGUUUCUUUGCUCCCUACUCCUCACUCGAGG